GAAAAUAGAACAAGAUUUUUAUAAAACGCAUGCACAAAUGAUCACAGUGAAGUAAUUAUUCAAGCAAAAUCCACACAUCUGAGAAUUGAUUUUCAUACCCUAAAUAAUAAAACUGAGAUUAUAAGGGCUGCUGUAAAGAUCGAAAAUAAUGCUGCAUAUAAUGUGAAGAAAAUCAUUGGAGACCCAACCUAGUGUUUUUAUAACGAGAUUCAUUUCUGGUUACAUUUGCUCUACAUAUUUCAGGUUUGUGCAGGAAGAAGGAGGCUGCUCCGUCAGUAUCUCACUGGUGAUCACUAAGAAUAACCGGGCUCACCGUGGGACUGGCCUGGACCAGCCUCACAUUCCCACGACCCCUCCUCUACUCACAGAGACAAAUGAAAACACAGGCUGCAGAGGCGCUCCGGCAGAGGCGCAGGGAGGCGUGCAGAGUGGCUUUGCACCACUUUUAGUAAGACUGUUUUUUACUCUAAAAGCUUCAUUUCUGGCUCUGCAGUGCGCGCUGUUGCGCUGCUCACGGGCACACGGUAUGAAAAACGUCGUAAUGUGAGGAGGAAAACACGGGGAAAGUCAGUAUUUAACGCACGGAGUGGGAGGAAUAACGAAACUCAGGGUUUGUUUGAUUUUUUUUUAUCAUGCCGAGGAUCCCGUUUCUGCUUCGGAUUUACCUCCAAGACAAGUUUGAAGCCAGAGGAUGACAGCAGCCAGUCCUCCCUGCAGCCCCACCUCCUCCCUCUCCUCCCAGUCCUCACCUGGUUGCCUCCCAGCAUGCCAAAGGCACCUGAAGAAAGGCAGAGCCCUCCACACCACCCUGCCCCUGCGCUCCGCCCCGGGGGUGUGGCUCCUGCUGGGUGUGGUGGUGGUCCUGGUGGGGAUGGCUGUGGCGGUGGCGGGCUACGUGUCCUCGCCACCGAAGCCCGUGGUGAGCGGGCGCGGCUCCACCCACAUUGAGAGGAUGAAGCUGGCCGGGCCCGUCGUCAUGGGAGUGGGCCUCUUCAUCUUCAUCUGCGCCGCCACGCUGCUGUACGAGAACCGGGAUCUGGAAGAAGUCCUCAGACGGGGGACGUGCGAUGACCUGGAGGAUCUGAAGGGGGGAGACGGCUGGGAGGAUUCACAGGAGCAGCCCAGCUUCAGCUGUCAGGAGCAGUGGGAGGAGAAAGAGGGGGGGCAGUGGGCCGCUCCAACCCACACACUCCCCCUCUCGGACCAGAACUGUGGGACGCCUCACAGGAACACACACACCGUCAGCGGCAGGCCGUCACCGCCGCCUCCUCCUCCGGAUGCGGGAGAUAGAGAGGAAGAGGAGGAUGAGGAGAAGGAAGGAAGAUCAACCCUUCUGGCCCGAGUCCUCCACCACAAGGAGCCGACUCCUCACCCUCCCUCCCCCUGCCCCUCCAUCUCCCACUCCUCAGUGUACUCAGACUCUUGCAACUCCAGUGAAAUUAACUUCAACAUACGGACAGGCCUUCCUCAACACUGAACUCAUAACAUGUGCAUGAUGAGAUUCUUUGGAGGUUUCACGUGCGGACACACACUUAAAACGGGACUUUGGUGUCUUCAAUAAACAGAUGAAAUGUUUGGUGGUAUGUUUUAGUGCCUCCGAGUGGCGCAGUGGGUCUGACUCACUGUCUGUGAAGGGUGUUUUUGUCCUACAUCGUUCUCUGACUCACCCACGUUUGAAAGAUUUGGCGCUGUGGUGUUUGAUGUCAACUCGCCAUCUUGUUGUCUUUGAACUCACCCAUGCCUGAAAUCCCCAAAAGCCACUGCUUGUUUGACCAUAUUUGGACGUGAGGAGCAUUGCUGAAAACUUAUUUAGGUGCUGGGAGACGGACCAACUCACACACACACACACUCUCUCACACACACAUGCAGAUGUACUGCGUCUACAUUUACUCACUAGAGAUAUUUUGGUUAAGAGUAUGAGCACGAUGAGGUCUUAAAUGACUCUUUAUCUAAUCUCACACAUUCUGUAAUCUAGUCUUUAUCUAGAGGAAAUUGUGUCUGUGUAAACAAGAGAAGUGCACAAGGCCACACUCCUCUCACUCGACACCUACAGCCCCGCUAUAAAUACCAGCUGCUGCACUGUACACAUGCAACUUUCAGUGUUUGACUGUAAUUCAACUUUUUUUUUUGUAUUCAGCUGCUCAGUUUCUUUUCCUUUUCUCGAGUGUGGUGAGGCGAGAUCUUAAAGAAUGUCAAUCAGAUGGUGGAUAGAAGAGAAAAGAGCAAUGACUGGGAAAAAAGAAAACCCUGUUAGGCUGCUAUGACUUAUUCCUGACGCAGUUUAACUGAGAAAAGCGGUCCUGUGAGUCGUGUAACUGAAGCCUCACACUCCCACCAUCCCAACCUUUCAUCUCCUCUCGCUUCAUCAUCUGAUUCCUACGCUUUAUUCAAAUACCCCAUCCUCCAGCUCAAGCCUUGGCUGCUGAAAUAUAGAGCAAAUACAAUGCAGAGGGAAAUGUUUUUGGGUCCAAUUAAGCAAAAGUCUGAGAGGUAAAUGGGGUAGGAUUUUAAUUAUCGCCAGCGUUUUCUCCCCCAGCCUUUAAUUACGCAGGGGAUCAGUCUGAAGGUUUUUAUAGGUUCUUUAGGACUGCAGAGUAUUUCCUUGUUGUUCUGGCCCAUGCUGAGAUACUGCCAUCCAGAUGACGACUGAGACUGAAGCUUACAGUCAUUUGCAGACACACAUUUCCCUGAAAGCAGCACCCACCUCCCUCUCUCUCACACACAGGGUUUAUGUCAGUACAUUAUGCUGUUUUCAGACGCUAGAUGUUUAUUUCAGUGGCAGGUACGAGUCGGGGAGAUGAGUCUGAAUCCUGCAACAGGCUGCAGCUUCAUCACACCCUCUCUCUCCUCACUCUCACACAUACACGAGUCCUUCUCACUGUGAGAGAUGCUCUGAUGUGUUUACAUUCAGGAGGGAACCCUGCAGGAUGUCAGAGCUGCAACCAAAGAUUAUUCAUCAUGAAUCUGCAACUUGUUUUCUGAUUAUCAUGAAAUAUUUGUGUCUACACUUAAUGGCCAGUUUAUAAUCUAGGUAAAAUGCAGUUUCAUUGGACAUUACUGCAAUAAAUCAUACUUUUAU
Trematomus bernacchii (emerald rockcod) is the source of this 3079-nucleotide messenger RNA. RefSeq lists its product as uncharacterized. The transcript is spliced from 2 exons. The record is from RefSeq and is a predicted model, not a curated record. Bases 692 to 1477 code for a protein of 261 amino acids. Lineage: Eukaryota; Metazoa; Chordata; Actinopteri; Perciformes; Nototheniidae.